Molecule: messenger RNA, 602 nt
Organism: Staurois parvus
Lineage: Eukaryota; Metazoa; Chordata; Amphibia; Anura; Ranidae
Source: the annotation of a GenBank genome assembly
CGGGUCACCAGGCAUCAGGUCAUUUGGCUCGACCGCGGGCACCGCGUCAUCUGGCAAGGCAGUGGGCUCCGAGUCAACUGGUAUGACCCGCGGGGCACUGGGUCAGACAUUGGAUCGGUCGUCUGACUGAGACAGCGGGCAUUCGGGUCACCAGGCAUCAAGUCAUUUGGCUCGACAGCGCGAGCACCGCGAGUCAUCUGGCAAGGCAGUGGGCUCCCGAGUCAACUGGCAUGACCGCGGGCACCGGGGCAGACAUUGAAUCGUCUGGCUGGACAGCGGGCAAUUCGGGUCACCAGGCAUCAGGUCAUUUGGCUCGACAGCGGGCACCAGCGUCAUCUGGCAAGGCAGUGGUCUCCGAGUCAACAGGCACGACAGUGGGCACCGGGUCAUCAGGUACCGGAUUGUCUGGCUCGACAGCGGGCAUCGGGUCAUCAGGCAUCAGGUCAUUUGGCUUGCCAGCGGGCACCGCGUCAUCUGGCAAGGCAGUGGGCACCGAGUCACCAGGUACGACAGCGGGCUCUGAGUCAAUUGGCACGACAGCGGGCACCCGGAUCAGGUACCGGUAAUCAUCUGGAUCAACAGCGGGCAUCGAGUCAACUGGC